AUGAUUUCUUUCUUUCUCUUUAAAUUAUUCUUUGUUUUUUUUCUUUCAGCCCUGCUCACUGUUCUGUGUUCACAUUUCCUUCUUUUCAUCUUUUUUAUUCUAUCAAUUUUUAAUUUUCUUUCUUUCUUAUAUUUUCUCCUUCCAUACAUUCUUUCCUUCUUUCAUAUUGCAUUAUUAGUUCUUUUUUUUUUCUCUUCCUCAUUUAUCCAUUGCUUUUAUUGCUUUUUACCUCUUUGUUUUAGCUUUCCUUUAAGAUUUUUCUUUGUUUUUUUUUUUCUUUUUCUUGCCCUCUUCUUUCUUUCUUUCUUUCUUUCUUUCUUUCUUUCUUUCUUUCUUUCUUUCUUCCCACUUGAUUGUUUGCUUAUUUCUACUGGUCCACUUUAUUCCUUUCUUUCUUUUUCUUUUUUACUUACUUUCCCAUUUCUUGUUUAUUUGCUUCUACUAGCCAGAUUCUUUCUUUUUUUUUUCUUUCUUUCCUUUUAUUUGUUUGUUUCUAUUGGCCCACUUCUUUCUUUCUUUUUUCUUUCUUUCCUUCUUUCUUUCUUUCUUUUUCCAUGUUUGUUUGUUUCUUUCUUUCUUUCUCCUUGUUUGUUUGUUUCUACUGGCCCACUUCUUUCUUUCUUUCUUUCUUUCUUUCCCUUCCCUGAUUCUUUCUUUCUUUCUUUCUUUCUUUCUUCCUUUCUUUCUUUCCUUCCAUCCUUCCUUCCUUCCUUCCUUCCUUUUGCUUGCUUGUUUGCUUCUACUGGCUUAAUUAUUUCUUUCUUUCUUUCUUUCUUUCUUUCUUUCUUUCUUUCUUUCUUUCUUUCCCUUUGCUUGCUUGUUUGCUUCUACUGGCUUGAUUCUUUCUUUCUUUCUUUCUUUGGAGACUUCAUUAUUUUUCAUAAAUCUUCCUUUCAACAUUUUCAUUUCAUAUUUAUUUUCUUUUAA
Messenger RNA from Acanthosepion pharaonis, 927 nucleotides. The record is from the annotation of a GenBank genome assembly. Lineage: Eukaryota; Metazoa; Mollusca; Cephalopoda; Sepiida; Sepiidae.